Knipowitschia caucasica is the source of this 945-nucleotide messenger RNA. The record is from the annotation of a GenBank genome assembly. Lineage: Eukaryota; Metazoa; Chordata; Actinopteri; Gobiiformes; Gobiidae.
AUGGAGAAAUGCGUGCACACGGGAUGGAUCGUCUCUAUGUCUCCAAAUGUGUCCGUGCGUGGCAAGCAGGCAGCGGUGGCCUUCAUGAAGCCGAUUGGCUCUUACAUUCUUGCAGCCAAUUUGCUUCUUAACGGCGAAUUGAUUGAAGCCCUAGCACGCCUCCCUGAUGCACAGGCCCUAGCACACCUCCCUGAUGCACAGGCCCUAGCACGCCUCCCUGAUGCACAGGCCCUAGCACGCCUCCCUGAUGCACAGGCCCUAGCGCACCUCCCUGAUGCACAGGCCCUAGCACGCCUCCCUGAUGCACAGGCCCUAGCACGCCUCCCUGAUGCACAGGCCCUAGCGCACCUCCCUGAUGCACAGGCCCUAGCACACCUCCCUGAUGCACAGGCCCUAGCACACCUCCCUGAUGCACAGGCCCUAGCACGCCUCCCUGAUGCACAGGCCCUAGCACGCCUCCCUGAUGCACAGGCCCUAGCACGCCUCCCUGAUGCACAGGCCCUAGCGCACCUCCCUGAUGCACAGGCCCUAGCACACCUCCCUGAUGCACAGGCCCUAGCACACCUCCCUGAUGAACAGGCCCUAGCACGCCUCCCUGAUGCACAGGCCCUAGCACGCCUCCCUGAUGCACAGGCCCUAGCACGCCUCCCUGAUGCACAGGCCCUAGCGCACCUCCCUGAUGCACAGGCCCUAGCACACCUCCCUGAUGCACAGGCCCUAGCACACCUCCCUGAUGAACAGGCCCUAGCACACUAUCAGCAGGAGGUCCACACGCUGGUUUGUGGAUUUGCUCAGAACUCCCUGGAGCUCAACAUCUCCAAAACCAAGGAGUUAUGCUGUGGAGCCGCUAGGAUAACAGACUCUGUGGAUCUUUUUCCACCCCUAGUCAUCCACGGCCAGCAGGUGGAGCAGGUGGAGCAGGUGGAGCAGGUGGAGCUGAUAUAG